This is a messenger RNA of Sitophilus oryzae (rice weevil), 915 nucleotides long. Its product is annotated as tigger transposable element-derived protein 4-like. The transcript has a single exon. Gene Ontology annotation, molecular function: DNA binding. Gene Ontology annotation, cellular component: nucleus. The record is from RefSeq and is a predicted model, not a curated record. The coding region runs from base 1 to 915 and encodes 304 amino acids. NCBI's taxonomy places the organism in Eukaryota, Metazoa, Arthropoda, Insecta, Coleoptera, Curculionidae.
AUGUCGACAAAAAAACGUAUGUUAACGUUAAAGGAAAAAAUCGAUGUUAUCGAGUUUUACAACAUAGGGAAACCUAGUGUCCGUACACAGGCUGAUAAAUUUAAAAUUGGGAAAACACAGGCAGCCGAAAUUAUCAAAAAUAAAGAAGAACUUUUAAGAAAGUGGAGUUCCAAUGUAAACAUUUUGCAGAAACGAAGUUUUUUCAAGACCGAGGGAUACAACAUAGACAGAGCUACUUAUGAAUGGUUUGUUAAAGCAAGGGCGAAGAAUAUUCCAUUAUCAGGAACACUUAUCAGAUCGAAAGCUAAAGAAAUAGCAAGUAAAUUAGAUUAUGUGACUUUUAAUGCUUCUUCUGGGUGGCUUGAGCGAUUUAAAAAAAGGCACAACAUCACUUUUAAAACAAUCUCUGGUGAAAGUGCAAGUGUUAAUCCUGAAGACGUUAGAAGUUUUAUCGAGAAAAUUCCCUCUCGCUUAGCCGAAUAUCAUCCUAGAGACAUUUAUAACGCCGAUGAAACUGGGUUACUUUUUCUGGCAUUGCCUGAUAAAACUUUUGCGUUUAAAGGAGAAAAGUGUGCGGGAGGUAAAAUGGCGAAAGAGAGAUUAACGAUUAUAUGUUGUGCUAAUAUGGCGGGGUACAGGGAAAAAUUUAUGGUGAUCGGCAAGGCCGCAAGGCUCCGUGCUUUUCAAAACAUUAAUUUGAACAAUUUACCUGUGUAUUGGCACUGCAACAGGAAAUCGUGGAUGACUUGCCAAAUAAUGACCGAUUACUUGAUGUUGUUUGAUAAGAAGCUUCAAAAAGAAAAACGCAAAAUACUGUUAUUUCUUGAUAACGCUGCAUCCCAUCCACGUGACGUACAGUUAAAAAACAUCAAGAUAAUUUUUCUACCUCCUAACACGACUGCUUUCUGUCAUUAA